This is a messenger RNA of Sorex fumeus (smoky shrew), 1447 nucleotides long. RefSeq names its product NCK adaptor protein 1 (gene NCK1). Bases 123 to 1256 code for a protein of 377 amino acids. Gene Ontology annotation, molecular function: ephrin receptor binding. The record is from RefSeq and is a predicted model, not a curated record. Lineage: Eukaryota; Metazoa; Chordata; Mammalia; Eulipotyphla; Soricidae. The transcript is spliced from 4 exons. Gene Ontology annotation, biological process: negative regulation of endoplasmic reticulum stress-induced eIF2 alpha phosphorylation; positive regulation of endoplasmic reticulum stress-induced intrinsic apoptotic signaling pathway; negative regulation of PERK-mediated unfolded protein response.
CCGACGCCCCGCCCCUCUCCCGAGAGCUGCGCCGCGGCGAGCGGAGGUCUCGUGCCGUAACGGCCAUCGCGGAGGCCGUGGCGGCGCCCCGGUGCCCUCGUCAGUGCUGAAACUGGUGAAAGAUGGCAGAAGAAGUGGUGGUAGUCGCCAAAUUUGACUAUGUGGCCCAACAAGAACAAGAGCUUGACAUCAAGAAGAAUGAGAGAUUAUGGCUUCUGGAUGAUUCUAAGUCCUGGUGGCGAGUUCGAAAUUCCAUGAAUAAAACUGGUUUUGUGCCUUCUAAUUAUGUGGAAAGGAAAAAUAGUGCUCGUAAGGCUUCUAUUGUAAAAAACCUAAAGGAUACCUUAGGAAUUGGAAAAGUGAAAAGAAAACCUAGUGUUCCUGAUUCUGCAUCUCCUGCUGAUGAUAGCUUUGUUGACCCAGGGGAACGUCUCUAUGACCUCAACAUGCCUGCUUAUGUCAAGUUUAACUACAUGGCAGAGAGAGAGGAUGAAUUGUCAUUGACAAAAGGGACGAAGGUGAUCGUCAUGGAGAAAUGCAGUGAUGGUUGGUGGCGAGGUAGCUACAAUGGACAAGUUGGAUGGUUCCCUUCAAAUUAUGUAACUGAGGAAGGUGACAGUCCUUUGGGUGACCAUGUGGGUUCUUUGUCAGAGAAAUUAGCAGCAGUCGUCAAUAACCUAAACACUGGGCAAGUGUUACACGUGGUCCAGGCUCUUUACCCAUUCAGCUCAUCCAAUGAUGAAGAACUUAAUUUCGAGAAAGGCGAUGUAAUGGAUGUUAUUGAAAAACCUGAAAAUGAUCCUGAGUGGUGGAAAUGCAGGAAGAUCAAUGGAAUGGUUGGUCUGGUGCCAAAAAACUAUGUUACUAUUAUGCAGAAUAAUCCAUUAACCUCAGGUUUGGAGCCAUCACCUCCACAGUGUGAUUACAUUAGGCCUUCACUCACUGGAAAAUUUGCUGGCAAUCCAUGGUAUUAUGGGAAAGUCACCAGGCAUCAAGCAGAAAUGGCAUUGAAUGAAAGAGGGCAUGAAGGUGACUUCCUCAUUCGUGAUAGUGAAUCUUCGCCAAAUGACUUCUCAGUAUCACUAAAAGCACAAGGGAAAAACAAGCAUUUUAAAGUUCAGCUAAAGGAGACUGUCUACUGCAUCGGACAGCGUAAAUUCAGCACCAUGGAAGAACUGGUAGAACAUUACAAAAAGGCUCCAAUUUUCACAAGUGAACAAGGAGAAAAAUUGUAUCUUAUCAAGCAUUUAUCUUGAUACUGAGGACCAGAAGUGACUGCUGCACAGCUGUGAUUUAUCCUAGUAUUGAAGAUCCAGAAAAUGACAGUCUAGUUGCGCUUGAUUGGAAACUGCUGUUUCUAACUUUAUAUGAGAAUUGACUAUAAUACAUAACUCAUACAUGUAUGCUACGUAUGCAGAGCAUCUGCAUAACGCGACUCCUUGUUUUU